UUGCAUUAUAUACACACACCACUGACAUAUUUGUUCUUUCUUUAGCUUGAGCAACCUUUUUCAUAAGACUUUGCCAUUUUCUUCUGGUUAUGUUUCGUUGAUCAAUCUUGAUGUUUAUAAAUAUAUACAUAUAGAGAGAGAGAGAGAGAGAAGAGAAGAGAAGAAGUGAAGCAAGCAUGGUAGGAGGUGGAGGUCAGGCACCGCCGCCAAAACAAGAGGAGCUUCAGCCUCAUCCGGCAAAAGAUCAGCUUCCUAAUAUCUCUUAUUGCAUAACAAGUCCUCCUCCUUGGCCUGAGGCUAUCUUACUUGGUUUCCAACAUUACUUGGUGAUGCUUGGCACAACGGUUCUCAUCCCGGCCGCUCUGGUGCCCCAGAUGGGAGGUGGAAAUGAGGAGAAAGCAAAGGUGAUUCAAACGAUACUGUUUGUUGCUGGUUUGAACACAUUAUUCCAAACGUUAUUUGGAACUCGUUUACCUGCUGUUAUUGGAGCCUCGUAUUCCUAUGUGCCGACAACCAUUUCGAUAAUCUUGGCUGGCCGAUACAGCGACGUUGUGAAUCCUCAGGAGAAGUUCGAGAGGAUAAUGCGGGGGACGCAGGGUGCCCUUAUUGUCGCCUCGACUCUCCAGAUUGUUGUUGGCUUCAGUGGCCUUUGGCGUAAUGUUGCGAGGUUCCUGAGUCCGUUAUCUGCUGUUCCUCUUGUAGCUCUAUCAGGCUUUGGACUAUAUGAGUUUGGUUUCCCUGUGGUUGCAAAAUGUGUGGAGAUUGGGCUGCCUCAACUCAUCAUUCUAGUAGUAUUUUCACAAUACAUACCUCAUUUGAUACGUGGGGAGAGGCAUGUGUUUGAUCGCUUCGCCGUCAUAUUCUCCGUGGUGAUUGUGUGGGUUUAUGCUCAUUUGCUCACUGUUGGUGGGGCAUAUAAGAACACUGGACCUAAAACUCAAGCCAGUUGUCGAACUGACCGCGCUGGCAUUAUUGGUGCUGCCCCAUGGAUAAGAGUUCCUUAUCCCUUCCAAUGGGGAGCCCCAACUUUUGAUGCUGGAGAAGCGUUUGCAAUGAUGGCUGCUUCAUUUGUUGCUCUUGUAGAGUCCACUGGUGGCUUCAUUGCUGUGUCAAGGUAUGCAAGUGCAACUCCGCUUCCGCCUUCUAUUCUUAGCCGUGGCGUUGGUUGGCAGGGAGUUGGCAUUCUGUUCUGUGGUAUUUUCGGGACGGGAAACGGAUCAUCAGUAUCCGUUGAAAAUGCUGGUUUGUUAGCAUUGACACGUGUUGGUAGCCGAAGAGUUGUUCAGAUUUCCGCCGGUUUCAUGAUCUUCUUCUCUAUACUUGGAAAAUUUGGAGCUGUGUUUGCCUCAAUUCCACCGCCGAUCAUCGCAGCUUUGUACUGCUUUUUCUUUGCCUAUGUUGGUUUAGCAGGUCUCAGCUUGCUCCAGUUCUGCAAUCUAAACAGUUUCAGGACCAAGUUUGUUCUAGGCUUCUCAAUCUUCAUGGGCUUAUCAAUCCCACAAUACUUCAAUGAGUACACAGUUAUUAACGGUUACGGUCCUGUCCACACUGGAGCAAGAUGGUUCAAUGACAUGAUCAAUGUCCCAUUCGCGUCGGAAGCCUUUGUCGCCGGCCUGUUGGCGCUGUUCUUAGACGUCACAUUGCACAAGAAAGACAAUGCAACAAGGAAAGACAGAGGCAUGCAUUGGUGGGAUAGGUUCAGAUCCUUCAAGACAGAUACAAGAAGUGAAGAAUUCUAUUCCUUGCCUUUCAAUCUCAACAAGUUUUUCCCAUCAGUUUGAUAUUCAUGUUGGAACAAUCUAGUUCUAAAGAUGGGUCUCCUUCAACAUCUCAAACCAAGCUUUGACACUUAAAAAUGGCAUCUCCUUUUCUCCUCCAUUGAUGUCAACUCCAUGGAAGCACAUCCUUAAUUAAGUAUUAUAAAUGAGAAUCUUUUUUUUUUGUUUUUUUUCACAGCUUUUGUUUCUUUUGUAGUAGUUGUACUUUUCUUGUGAAAACAAUAUUAUAGUAUUGAGAUACUGAGAUUGGUAUACAAACCGUAUCUUUGCCAAUUGACAAAUUUAAUGCAUUGUAGCAGCUUU
Morus notabilis is the source of this 2081-nucleotide messenger RNA. Its product is annotated as nucleobase-ascorbate transporter 6. Gene Ontology annotation, molecular function: transmembrane transporter activity. NCBI's taxonomy places the organism in Eukaryota, Viridiplantae, Streptophyta, Magnoliopsida, Rosales, Moraceae. The transcript is spliced from 15 exons. Bases 177 to 1781 code for a protein of 534 amino acids. Gene Ontology annotation, cellular component: plasma membrane; plasmodesma. Gene Ontology annotation, biological process: transmembrane transport. The record is from RefSeq and is a predicted model, not a curated record.